UCAGGGAGCGUCAGGCGGGGCGGGGCGGGACUGAGCGCGGGCGGCGGCGGCGCGCCGGGGCCUCCUCCUCCCUUCCCUCCUCCGCCUCCCGCACUCCAGCAGUCGCUGCCGGCCGGACGGGCGUAGGUCCCACCGCCUCCGCUUCUCUCCCGCCGCCUAUCUCGCGGCUCCGCGUCCUUGCCCGGCAUGUCGGCGGCCGUGGCGUGUGUGGAUUACUUCGCCGCCGACGUGCUCAUGGCCAUCUCCUCCGGAGCCGUGGUGCAUCGCGGACGACCCGGCCCCGAGGGCGCGGGCCCCACUGCCGGUCUGGAUGUGCGCGCCACGCGCCGCGAGGCCACGCCGCCGGGGACCCCUGGGGCACCGCCACCGCCAGCCACCGCUCCGGGGCCCGGAGGCGCCACCGCUGCGCCCCACCUGCUGGCCGCCAGCAUCCUGGCCGAUCUGAGAGGCGGGCCGGUAGCCGCCACCGCAGCCAGCACCGCGGGGGGCACCUCUCCGGUCUCCUCCUCCUCGGCCGCUUCGUCUCCGUCUUCGGGCCGCGCCCCCGGCGCGGCCAAGAGCCACCGCUGUCCCUUCCAUGGCUGCACCAAAGCCUAUUACAAGUCUUCGCACCUCAAGUCACACCUGCGGACUCACACAGGUGAGCGGCCCUUUGCCUGUGACUGGCCUGGCUGUGACAAGAAGUUCGCCCGAUCUGAUGAGCUGGCCCGCCACCACCGGACGCACACAGGCGAGAAGCGGUUCCCCUGCCCCCUGUGUACCAAGCGUUUCACCCGCAGCGACCACCUGACCAAGCACGCCCGGCGACAUCCUGGCUUCCGCCCGGAACUACUGCGACGACCUGGUGCCCGCAGCGUCUCGCCCAGCGACUCGCUGCCCUGCAGCCUGGCUGGCAGCCCCACACCUAGCCCUGUCCCCAGCCCAGCUCCUGCUGGCUUGUAGAGCCCUGGUCUGUCCACCCUGAGUGGCUUGCUUGCCAGGCCUCAGCAGGGAUUUCCAUCAAGGGACACAUCUGUCCUCUGGAGAGCCUGUGUCCUGGAGUUCCCGCCCACCUCAAGAAGGCAACAAGGGGACUGAGAAUGGACUUGGGUCACCUGGGGGGCCUGGGAGGUGGCCUCAGGUUCUGUCUGUAAAUAGCCAUGGUUAACUGUCCUGUCUCCUCUGCAGGGACCUCAAAAUGGGCAGUUGGCAGAUCCUUCCUGUCCCUUCUGCCACCCUCUGCUUUCCCUCCUGGGUGGUGCUGGGCAUGAAGCCCGUCCCCACUCCUUGUCUUCAGCCCCCUAGUCACCCCUCCAGGUUGGGGCACAGGUAUACAGAGCCAUAGGUGACUGGGGCUUCCCAUGGGCCCCAACCUGUCCCCACUCCACUGAAAGCCAUUGGCGGAAGUUCAGGGAAAUGGGGGGGGUGCAGCCUGGCUGACCCCCUUCCAUGGGUACUCAAAUCUCAGGUGUCCAUAGGUUCUGCCCUCAAUAAGGGCCCCCCCCCACUCCUAGCCCCAGGGGUACAGGAGGCACCACAGUUUUCAGAGAACUUAGGGCUGUGGGGUGCAGGUGGGGCAUGUGGAGGACCCCUCAGAGCAUUGCCGCUCACUUUGGGUGUGGUGCUGGGUUGAUGGGAAAGAAAUUAUUUAUUGUUCUCUCUGACUGCUGGCAUGGGGGGCCUGGCUCCCCCUAUCUAGGUGUGCAUAUGUGUGAGAGAGACAGUGGGUGUCUGGUGCCUGGGGCUUAGCCUCCCUACUCCCACUGGUUUAGGGUCCCUGAGUUUGGCCUUUGUGGCAUUGCGUCUCAGACAAUCUAUAGGACCCCUGCAGCCAUCAGGCUACAGAUACAGGGCUCUGGCCUGCCCGUCAUGUGCUCCACACUCUCGGGUGUCUGCAGAGGGUGGCCUUGGACUCCAGCAUUGGGAAUGGGGUGUUCACCUCCUGGACCUUCUGGGGUAGCUCGGGGUUUUUUUGCACAGGAUAGACUUAUUUUUUCAGGCUCGAGUUCCAUGUUCCAGUGGGGUCCCCUUGUGUGGCCACCAUCCUCAGGGGUGUGAGUUGGGGGAGGUCUCCGGAGAGUCUCCAGUAGGGUCCUUUCCUACUGCAGGCUGGAUUUCCUUUCUAGAAAGGCAAUUAGGGACAGCCCCACACACACCACGGAGUCGGGGACACGGAGAAGGUCGAGGUGCCCUGUGUUGACUGUUGGAGGUUCCAGGACCUUCCAUCAUUCGAUGAGGGAGGCUCUGGUAAUGCCACCUUUUCUUGAGCCUACAUGGAGGGAGGUCACCCUUCUGGAGCUGGGCUAAAGGCCCUGGGCCAGCUCCCCUCCCGGUACUUCCACUUGCCCCUUCUCUUUGGCCACAGAAAUGAGAUGCCUUAGUUUGCUGAUGGGGGGUGGGGGGGCGGGCUAGGGCCAGAUUCUUUUUGUGUCUUUUGGAUGUAUCUUGCUUCAUCCCAGCUCCUGCUGGUCUCCUGUCCUUCCUGUAAACAGGGGGGAAGGUCAGAGGUCCGUGGGAGUUAACUCCAUAAGCAACCUGAGCUUUUCGUGAUGUCCUCCCCUUCCCCCCUAACUUCUGGUUCUGAUUGAUAACUGGGACUUGGGUCUAACCAUUGUAGGGUGAUGUCUGCAGGGCAGGCAGGACAAGGGUCCUAAGGGAUUUAUUUGUUCUUUCUGUAGGGGGCACCUCUCCUCCAUUCCGCUUGGCCUCUCACCCAUGUAUUUAAAUUAAAGAAGCCCUUUUUUAAAACCUG
Molecule: messenger RNA, 2731 nt
Organism: Mastomys coucha (southern multimammate mouse)
Lineage: Eukaryota; Metazoa; Chordata; Mammalia; Rodentia; Muridae
Gene: Klf16
Product: Kruppel like factor 16
Exons: 2
Coding region: 187-942 (251 amino acids)
Biological process (GO): regulation of transcription by RNA polymerase II
Molecular function (GO): RNA polymerase II cis-regulatory region sequence-specific DNA binding; DNA-binding transcription factor activity, RNA polymerase II-specific
Source: RefSeq, a predicted model, not a curated record